GAUUACGAGAGGGAUCAAACUUCGAAGCUAGGAGCCACAAGCUUUGCGAGUCAUGUCUAGCUUUAUGCUGAGAUCGCGUCUUGUCAGCGCGAUUUCUUCUUGUCACGAUGUGUUUUCUCAAAGAAUAGUUGCAAAUAGAAGCCUCUGGUUUGUCCAAAAUCGCUCUAAGUCGAUAGCCUCAAGAAGUGAACUGUCGUUGACGGGGUCUUUAGCUGCAAGGGAAACAUCCAAACGAUGGAUGACCACCAUAGUAAAGACAGAUGUUUCGCAUGCCAACUCUUCUACUCUCAGCAAGAAGUCUCUAUUGUACGUUCUUGCCUCGGUGAAAUUCGAAGAUCCAGACAUGAAUAGGAUUGUUCUCCUAUGCAAGCAGUGUCCGCUCACGAAAGAAUACAACAUCCAGCUGCCUUCAGCCCUUGUCGACGACAAAGAGGACAUCCUGAAGAAAAGCUAUGAAGUAAUGGAGAAGGCUGUAGGAAUGAGUUCUCAAGCGUUCAGACCUGGGUCACUUUCGACGACAUUCAAGCAUCCAGAUGGGAUUCAAAGUAUUCGCUUGCAGACUGUAGAUAUCGACUUGACCCGCUGCAAUGAAUGUUUAUCAGACAGCGUCCUCGAGACCAUAGUCCUUGCGCCAGUCAAAAGCUUCCGGGACUCGCUUGCAGUCCUUGGCAGGGAAGGGAGAAACGUUGACGAGAUCCUGCAAAGCAUGGCAUGGGGAAUCGAAACUACCUUGUCAGAUAAAAGGGGAACAUCGAACCUUUUCUUCGUGAAAGCUGUCGCAAAUGUUUGGAUGCUCCUAACAGUUUCUUAUGCGACUAUAAUCAUCUGUCGAGGAUUGGGAAUCAACGUCAACUUCCGAUUGAAUAUUUUUUGAUUCGAUUGAUUGUAUUAUAAGUUACAAAUACAUUGUAAGUGG
Messenger RNA from Guillardia theta CCMP2712, 916 nucleotides. RefSeq lists its product as hypothetical. Lineage: Eukaryota; Cryptophyceae; Pyrenomonadales; Geminigeraceae. The coding region runs from base 239 to 874 and encodes 211 amino acids. The record is from RefSeq and is a predicted model, not a curated record. The transcript is spliced from 11 exons.